Molecule: messenger RNA, 2286 nt
Organism: Corvus hawaiiensis (hawaiian crow)
Lineage: Eukaryota; Metazoa; Chordata; Aves; Passeriformes; Corvidae
Gene: SMIM38
Product: small integral membrane protein 38
Exons: 2
Coding region: 791-922 (43 amino acids)
Source: RefSeq, a predicted model, not a curated record
AAUGCUUGCUCAGGAGGUUUCACAUAUGUAACCUGGAGCAAGGUGCCUUUUUGACUCUGAUAACUAUAGAAAGCACGUGAUUCUGACAGAUAAGUGCUGGUCUUGAAUUUUUCCUUUUUCUUAUUUAACAAAGAGCUCAGAACUUCUUAUUAGCCUUGCAGACACCUGCAACCCUUUGCUGCUUCCUUUGGUAGAUAUCCUGACUUUUGAAUGUGUGGAAAAUGCAGAGGAAAAAAAAAGCUCCUCCAGUGUUGUUUCCUGCAAAGACCAUUCUUAAGAGCUCGUUGGACAGCGCAGGACUCUUGAAGUGAUAGCUAAUUGGUGAAAGAAAGGCCCUGAUUGUCUUGAGGGAGCUGGAAAGUGCUGCGUGUGCUGCUGAAAGGGACUAGGGAGAAGGUGCCUGGUUUCGCUGAGCAGCUGCUGCUGGAGAUGUUUGGAGAUUACAUCAGCAUUGGAAAAAAGGGGCCAAAAAAAAAAAAAAAGUCCAACUUCACAGAGACGGAGUUUAUGGAGGUUUUUUUCUCCCUUCCAAAGGUCUUCUGACAAUACUGUCAUUGUCAAUAUAAGAGUUGUUAAUUCUUUAUGAAUAGCACAUGGGGCCUCUUGACUAAAUAGUACGUUACAUGUCCCAAAUCUGUCAGCUGGACUCUUCUCUCUCAUGCUAGUGAGAUCACUUUGAUUGGAAUGUUAGAGGAAUUGCUGGGCUGGCCGUGCAGAACUGAAUACUGCAUUAUAUAAUUAGAUCUCCCAGAGUAUUUUUUUCACAUUACCUCAUUAUUCUAGCUUAAAUAUGGAAUCAGUCCUUUUGAUGGUUUUACUGGUUGUAAUUAUAUUAAUACGAUUCAUUUUGUGGUCCUGUCUUAGUGCUUAUAUAGAUUAUAAACUGUCCCGAAGGUUUCCUGACACAAGAAAAGAGGACUAAGGGACUUCAAAAACCUCGUUCAGAUUUGAAUUGACAAUGGGGAGAGCUGGAUAAGGUAAAUGAAGCUAGAGCAGCUUUUACCUUGGGAUCUGAUGAGAGAGAAAUGACCUGUUGAGACUCCAGCCAAGUGAAGAUUCUGCAGAAAGCCUCACGCUGACGGAGGGGAAGGAAUGACAACUGAUUGAGUCAAAUGACUUCCUAUCCAACUUCGGAAUGAAUUUGCUGUUGGGAACAGACUUGUGGACUUCUGCCAAUUAAAUGAUAUGGACAAGCUGGAAGGAGCCCUCUGCCUGGGCAACCCAAGAGUGCUCAGUGUCCACGUGCCACCCUGUGGGCUGGCAGGAGCGGGUUUUUACCUGGCUGGUUGAUUUGUUACCAAAUUCCUCAUGGGUCUUCCCAGUCAGAUCUGAAACUGACUGAAUGGCUUUAGCUGACCAUAACCUGCCAGAUAUUCACAUUUCUUAGCAAGAGAUAUAUCUGAGUACCAGUACAAGGUGGAUACCACCGGAAUAAUCUGUUCCAUGGAUUUGUGUCUCAGAGAUUGUCUGAUGGACUCUGGCUGUGCUUCAGCACCAACAACGGAUGGGGUGACAAAAUGAGUGAGUUUUGACACCAAAGCCCUGCAAGGGGCCUUCAUGUCUAGCCUUAAAUAAGCACCCUGCUUGGACACUGGAGGAUUUGACUACUUGCCCAAGGACAAAGUGACUUGAACUUUCUUGGUUAAGUUCCUUGGCGAAAGGAAAUAAAUUUUUCUGAGUAAAUUGCCUUCUUUAAAAUAACUUAAAAUAGUUAUAUUAAGUCAAACAACCUAAAUCUCACGGCAACUCAGUGUAAUACUGUCUUUUGAGAACUGAAUUUUUCUACAGUAAAGAUAGGAAAAUUGUAUUACCUUGCCUGAGAAAUGCACUAUCCUUGGCCCAGUCACUCUUAGAAAAAGUCCUUUUUUUGUUUGAUCAUCUUCUAUCUCAUGUGAAAAUGAAGGUUACUGUUUUACUGCUUCAUAUACUUAUUUCUAUAUCUCUUGGUAGCUCACAUGAUGAUAUCAGAGUUCAGCUAGGUAAAAGCCUACAGUAUUCCCAUACAGAGUUUCUGGCCCAUUUAUGACUCACACACUCCUACAGGCUUGUCAUUAGUAACUGUUCAUCAGCUCUUAUCAUUUUGUAUUUUAAAGCCUCCUAAAAAUCAGACAUGAGAGCUGGUAUGUGCUUAGGCAGUGGAACAGGGUAAAUGUCAGGUCAAUUGAUUUCAGCCUCAGAUUUUAUUUAUGGUGGAUGACCAGUCUACAAAACAGCCUGUAAUGCUUGAAGGUGCAUGUCAUGGGUUUGAAUUUCUGGCAGAUGACAAUAAAUUAUAUGUAGAUGUAA